Molecule: messenger RNA, 1617 nt
Organism: Alternaria burnsii
Lineage: Eukaryota; Fungi; Ascomycota; Dothideomycetes; Pleosporales; Pleosporaceae
Product: fad binding domain-containing protein
Exons: 4
Coding region: 1-1617 (538 amino acids)
Molecular function (GO): FAD binding
Source: RefSeq, a predicted model, not a curated record
AUGAGAUCCUUCCUUGCCCUUGUCGCCUUCGUGGCAUUCGUUUCAGCUCAAACAGGGGUCUUCGAGCCCGCAGACUUCAACGUGACUAAAGCUCUCAUCGCAAACGGCAUUAAUGUCUCCGCCAUCCCUCAGCUUUCGGGCUUGGUGGAACGAACAUCCCUCAGUAGUUGCUCGAUUGCUUGCUCUUCCCUAAAACUUAUAUACGGCAGCGAAAAGCUUCUAUCGGAGCAAACCCCGACUUAUGACACCUUCACUAGCACAUAUUGGGCUGCGCAACAGGGAGAAUUGCAUCCUAGAUGUAUCUUUGAGCCUUCAAGCACAAUCGAAGUGUCAUCUUUGGUCUUGCUAUCUCGUUUAACGCAGUGCCCCUUUGCCGUCAAGGGUGGUGGCCAUGCUGCCUUUGCUGGUGCUUCCAGCAUUGAAGGUGGCAUCGCCGUUUCGAUGAAGAGAUUCAACACUGUUGCGGCUUCGAAUGACAAGAAGUAUGCUAAUGUCGGUCCUGGAAACUUGUGGAUCGAUGUUUACAAUAAAUUGGAGAAGUCUGGCCUUGGAGUCGUUGGCGGCAGAAUGGCCCCUGUUGGUGUUCCAGGUCUUGUAUUGGGUGGUGGUAUUUCUUUCUUCUCCAACAAGGUGGGGUGGGCCUGUGACAACGUUGCCGCCUACGAAGUUGUCACAGCCUCUGGCCUCGUGGUAACCGCUACCCCUGCGGCAUUCCCAGACCUUUACUGGGCACUUCGGGGCGGCGGUGGGAAUUUUGGCAUCGUUACCAACUUCAAGCUCGAUGCGUUUCCGCUUGGCCAGAUGUGGGGUGGCCAGCGCAUCUUUACAGAAAACAAUUUCAACAGCGUGCUUGACGCUCUUUACAACUUCGCCGUCACUGGGUCUUCCAAGGACACAGAUGGUGCAGAGAUUGUUUCCUUUGGUUUCACUCCCAGUAUUGGGAAGAUUGCGAUAGUCCAAACACACUAUGCUCAACCUAUCGCUAAUCCUCCUAUUUUCAAUGAGAUCCGAGCUCUUUCUCCUGUGAUGGACGACACAGCAUUUGGUACGCUGGCCAACAUGACCAUGAAGAUGAACGGCGGUAGAGCAGAGGAAGCCCUCGGUAAUCGCCAAACUAUGUGGGAUGUGUCCCUCAAGGUCGACCGCGAGCUUUAUACUUAUCUCGUUGAUACCUUUUACACGCUUCUGCCUGAGAUUCAAGCCGUCGAAGGCCUUUCGCCAUAUAUUUCUAUCCAGGCUAUUACCGAAGGCCAACUCAAAGGUAUGCAAAAAAACGGUGGUAAUGCGCUAGGUCUGGACGCCGGCAAGGGCCCAUACUUUGUCAUGAACAUGAGCGCCUGGUGGAAAAAGGCUUCGGAUGAUGCCACUGUUCUCAAGUUCUUUUCGACUGUCAUGAAGAAUGUCAAGGCUUAUGCAGAGGGCAAGGACUUGGACAACGACUACAUCUAUAUGAACUACGCGAGCGAGUUCGAGGACCCUCUCGCAAGUUACGGAUCGGCGAAUAUGGCGAAGCUGAUCGCUGUGAGCAAGAAGUACGACCCUGCUCAGGUGUUCCAGAAACUUCACCCAGGUUACUUCAAGUUGGGCCAAGGAGCGCCAAACAAGAACAUGCAGUAG